AGUAACAACCUUCUCUCUCUUCAACGUCCCAUUUUUAACGUGCCACGCCAUCUUCAGCUCUCAAAUGCGUCUUCUCAGAGGAGAGAGGGCAAAAGAUUUCCAAAAUUCCCAAUUUAGCCCUCUCCGAAUCACUUCUGAAAUAUUGAGUCUCUAUUUAUAAAACCCUGACAUAAAGAAAGAAACCCUCUUCCCCUCAUUUCACUCUCCCAGAGAGAAAGAAAAUCAAAGAAAAUAAGGAAUUUAUUUAUUUAUUUAAUUAUUUUAUUUUAUUUUAUUUAUCGUCCAUGGCCGCCGUUGCAGAGAACGCGAUCCGCUCCGACGAUCAGUUCCUCCAUCGCCCAUCUCCUUCUUCCGCCCCUGUUUCUGCUGCCGCUGCCGCUGAUCCGAAAUCCGAAUUCCAACACGAAGUGCGGAAGCUCGUCGAUUUGCUAUCGAAAUUGAACCCGUCAGCGAAGGAAUUCUUCCCUUCUUCUUACUCCGUUGAGCGGUCGCAGAAUGAUCUCGCUGCUGCGGCCAAUAAGGACUCGAGCAGCGACGGGUCAUCGAAUAGCAAUCGGAGGAAGAAGAAUAACUACAAUCAUUGGAAGAGGAGGUCAAAUGGGAGGAGUAUUCGAGCUCAAAGAGAAGAUAGCGUUCGCCGAACUGUAUAUGUUGCUGAUAUCGAUCAGCAUGUCACUGAAGAGCGGCUUGCUGCAUUAUUUGAUAAUUGUGGACAAGUAGUUGACUGCCGUAUUUGUGGCGACCCCCAUUCAGUUCUCCGAUUUGCUUUUGUAGAGUUUGCUGAUGAGCAAGGUGCAAUGGCAGCCCUAAGCCUUGCUGGGACUAUGCUAGGUUUCUAUCCUGUCAGGGUUUUACCUUCAAAGACUGCUAUCUUGCCCGUGAAUCCCACAUUUCUUCCAAGGUCAGAGGAUGAACGGGAAAUGUGUGCAAGGACGGUUUAUUGUACCAAUAUCGAUAAGAAGUCUAAGACUGGGACUUUGGGUGCAGGUUUCUCAAGCAGAUGUAAAGAUUUUCUUUCAAUCAAUAUGUGGUUUCUCGCCUACGGCUUCUGGGAGAUCAAGUGCACUCAACACGCAUUGCAUUUGUUGAGUUUGUUCUGGCGGAUAGUGCCAUUAUUGCACUGAGCUGUAGUGGGAUGAUUUUGGGAGCUCUCCCAAUUAGGGUAAGUCCUUCAAAGACACCAGUGAGGCCUCGUCUCCCGCGUCCAAUGUUGCAUUUAACUCAGGUUCAUCGCUAAGGACCGUCUGAUCGCUUGAUUCCUCCUGAGAGACGCUGACAUGUUGAAAGGGUGGUGAAGACCAUGGUUUUCAACAUAUAACCAUCCUUUUUUAUUGGCAAAAUACAUUGUCUAAAAAACUGAACAUGGCCCACCUGCACAGGUUUUUCGAGUUUUAUUGACCCUCUUUGCAGCUUUUUGCUC
This is a messenger RNA of Magnolia sinica, 1420 nucleotides long. RefSeq names its product polyadenylate-binding protein-interacting protein 9-like. Lineage: Eukaryota; Viridiplantae; Streptophyta; Magnoliopsida; Magnoliales; Magnoliaceae. The record is from RefSeq and is a predicted model, not a curated record. Gene Ontology annotation, molecular function: RNA binding. The transcript has 10 exons. The coding region runs from base 285 to 1124 and encodes 279 amino acids.